Molecule: messenger RNA, 4311 nt
Organism: Pelagomonas calceolata
Lineage: Eukaryota; Pelagophyceae; Pelagomonadales; Pelagomonadaceae
Source: the annotation of a GenBank genome assembly
UUCGCGUCGCGGGGCAUUUGUGGCAUUCGUGAGAGUGUCCUGACGUGGCUCACUCCUAUAAAAUGAGCGCUCGAGCCGAGCAAAAGGCACCCUUUGCGCCUCCCAAAGUGUGAAGAGAGGAAGCGUCCAAACGGGCCACCAUUGCUCCCGCUGCUCAUCAACGACUCGUAUAGCGCGCUACGAAAACUCUCGCGCUAAAAAAAAAUUCGGCUUGGCUGAGAUGAUGUGCGGCCACGCACGUCGAGCGGCCGCAAACUGCGGCUGCACCGACGUGCUGAACAAAUAAACCAUGCGAAACGCAAGGCAGCAGCCCUGAGCAGCCCGCGCAAAUCGCAAAAUGCUGCGUUUCGCGCUAGUAUGCUUCGUUUUAGCUCGAGGCUUCGAGGCCUCGCGGUCAAAUUUGAACGCGUACGAGCAACCGCUGCAGCAGAGCUGCUCGCAGUGGCAAUUUCGACGGCAGCAGUGGUCACCGCGUGCACUCAAACCGCCAGCGUUGACGCGCAGCUGCUGCAAAAACAGCAGGGCUGAGCCCUCCAGCAGAUCUCUGAAAAAGCGCGCGCUCGGCUGCCGACGCGCGCCGCCGUGCAACACCACACGCGCCGCGCCUCGCGGAACACCCGCGCGCGAAGAUGUGGCCGCGCGGCCUGCUCUGCACGCUCCUCGCGGCCACCGCCGCCGCGACCCCGACCGAUGGCGGAACGACUUUCGUCGAGCGCACGCCGUUAGACAAGAUAUGGUGCCCGAUCGCGCGGGCCCCGGGCUCGCUGGACGUCUGUGGUCUGGUCGGGAAGAUCACGCCUCGGUUCUCGUCGUGUGCCUGCGAGCUGGCGUACGUGAUGGCGACGUUCCUGCUGGCGUACUACUUGUACCUCGAGGCGGAGGAGCGCGGCGUGGACUCGAGCCUCCAGUACGAGCAGUUGCUCCAGUGGAUUUCGGUCUUCAACCAGCACUACUCGCGCGAGUUUGCGCUCCUCGAGAUGACGUGGCCGCUGCUGUCCGGGUUGCGGUCUUUGACUUCCCGACGGUCUGCCAAAGGCUACGGCUUGAGUCCUCGCCCCGCCGUCGACCUCGUCCAGGCGCAGAAGGACGUCGGCCGGUCGUUUUGGGCCAAGUACUUCUGUUCCGACCGGUGCGCGAAUCAAGUUUCACAAGCGCCUUCGACGCCAUCGACGCGACAUCUGGUCGACGACGUGGCGGCACGGGUCUCUUGCCACUCGAUUUAGCCAGUACGCAAAGCGCACAUGAUUCACGGGUUGAUUUACACAGGCUCCGACUACUACAUGAGCCGCUACGUCUUCGACGUCCUGGCCUACUCGGCGCCGGCGCAGCGCUGGCGGACGUCUCUGGCGCUCCAGUACAACAUUCACAACGGCACGGCCAUCAACAUCGUCAUCGUACCCGCGGCGCAAAUAGUGCAAAACUACGCGCACGCCAACAACAGCGGUCCCGAACCGUGUCGUAGUGCCUUCAACUUGCGGUGUACUGAUACGACCCUCUCUCACUCGUCGAACCCCGCGCAGGCAAUCAGGCACACUACCAGGCCGUCUACCAGCACGCGGCCCAGCACUUCCUGCAGCACAACGCGCUGCCGGGCAACGCCCCGCUGCACCAGUUCGUCGGCGACGAUGGCGUCGUCGGCCGGGCCUACGACUUCGACCUCGACGCCAUCGACGACGCCGCGGCCGAGGCCGACGACGAGGACGACGAGGACGCGUCCAUGCCUGACGCGGAGCGGGCCGUCGUCGCCAUCGUCGCGUCCCACGUCGUCGACGCGCCGGCGGCCGCCGCCGACGCUUUAGAUGUGGCCGCGCUGCCGCGCCUCGCCACGACGCUCUCGGCGUUCGACGCGUUCUCGGCGCCGCGCCUCGCGUUCAUCGCCGCGGCGCCGUCGCGCGCCGAAGGCGCGCGCGACGCGGCGGACGACGGCCUGGACGCGGGCGCCUUCCUCGAUUUAGGGGACUGCGGCGAGCAGCCCUUCGCGGCGACGGCUUCGGCCGGACCCGCUCUACAAGCUCUACACGCCCGGUGCCCUGAACUGGCCCUGGCGCCGACCUCCUUCAUCAGACGCCUCGCGUCGGACCCCGGCGCUCUAGAUCGGUUUACCGAAGCUGUAGCGUCGUCCACGACGCUGGAUGCGGCGGCCGGCCGCGACCUCGAGAGCUCUGCUUUUUACGCGCCUACGCUGUUCGCCGGGUGGGACGCGCUGGGCGCUUUAGACGUGUACGACGCGACGGCUGGCACCGUUCUAGAUCGGCCUACGGCGCUACCUUUCGCGGGGGGCGCGCGGACGACCUCCCUACUAAUAGCUGCCGGCGCCGACGUGUCGCGGUCUGGCACGCACAACGCGUCGGGCGACGACGCCCUGCUGCACCUGUUCGCCGGCGCCCUAGGUCCUACUUCUACGGAAGCAGACCCUCCCGACGGCGCGGCGGCCGCGGACGGCUCGACGGACGCAGUCGACGCGAACGGUGCGGCCGUGCCGGCGACUACGACUACUGCGGCGUCGGUGCUGCGUCCCGAGCAGAAGACGCUCUACCAGAAGACGCUCACGACGCUCAAGGACAUCCGCAACAACAUCCACAAGACCGGCCACCACGGAGGGGACGGGAUUCUGAGGGAUAGACUCAACGAUCUCGCCAAAGUUUUGAGGACGCCCUGCGGGAAGCCGAUGAAUCGCCAAGCGGCCUACAUGACUGGUACGUACUGGGAGAAGGAGCCCGGCAAGAAGAAGCCGAAAAAGCUGUUCCUCACCGACACCCCUUUCCUAGCAGCGCUCAUCACGGAGCUCGAGGCGUUCCUCGGCCUGGAGCCUUCGACGGUCGACGAAGCAUCAGAUGAUGAUGACGACGACGCCGAGGAGGCCGUUCCUGAUGCGUCUGCGGCGGAGGCCCGCCGCUUACUGGCCAAUUUGAGCAGGGACCUCAAGAAGUCGAUGGACUGGCUCAAGGCGCGCUGCGCUCAAUUUGAGGUCGACUGCUCGGAGCUCGGCGACAAAAGAGACAUUAAGGAAGUGCUGGUCUCGCGGCUCAAGGAGAUCGUGGCGGACGCCGACGAAGCCCUGAGCGUCGAAGCCCGAGCCAAGGUCGUCAUGCACCUCAUCGCCAAGGAAGCCAAGGGCUCUGGUCUAGAUGCCGACGAGGACGAGUUCCGCCGCGUGCUUUGGUUUGUGGCGUGCGCCGGACGGGCUAUUCCCUUAGAAAUUGUGCUGCGGAACGACUUCCUCUCGGCCGCCCUCGCGUGCUUGCAGAAGACGUUACCUUCCUCGGAGUCGGACGCGCCGCCGCCGGCGAAGGUGCCGCGUACCGCGGCGUCUUAUUUAGAUAAUGAGCUGUGGGAGAAGAUCUGGACGUUGCUCGACGGCGAGGCCGCGGACACGUUGCGGAUGGUGUCGCGCGCGGGCAACGCCGUCGUGCCGCAGCGCUUAGCGGUCUCGAUGAAGGGCCGGCGACAGGCGGUCGUGAACGAAGACACGGACCCGAAGUCGCGGCGGACGAUGCUGCGGCCCGAGUUCCUGGCGGUGGACGUCAACGCGCCGAAGCCCGAGGUGCUCGCAAAGGUUGACGAGAUCGCGCGACUGUUGCUGUUAGACCCCGGGAAAAGCACGGUCCACGAGGGUAUGGAGGGUCGCGCUUCUACGCCCGGGGAGCACAUGCGCAAUAUUACUGAUCAAGUUCCUUUCGCUGCGGUCGAGCUCGCGCAGCUCUGUUUGAAGCCCGACGACCGCGACAAGUGGUUUAGGAAGUGGACGAACGACGACGUCGGGUGCACGAUCAUUACCCACAUCAAGACGCACUCGGUGAAGAAAUUACUGGAGCAUUACGUCGACGGGAUUCUGCGGGGCGAGACGGAGCAUGUUUUAGAUAAGGUCGUGUCGACGCCGUCGGCGUACGUCGAGGUCACGCUUAGGACGUCGCUGGAGACGUAUCGGGACGCGAGCGACACUUUGCGGGGGUGCUUCAUGGACACGAAGAAGACGAUCCCGUCGGGCAACUACGGCAACGCGCGCAAGCACUCUACGCCGGCAGCUAUUAAGAUUAUUAGGGACGCGACCGUCGCGAUCGAGGCGCGGCUCGCGGUGCUGACGAAGGACUACCCGGCCAAGUUCGACAAGGCCGUCAAAUUCUUCCUAGGGCGGUUCAAGCCCAAGGACGACGCCGAGGCGGCGGAGGCCGCGGCGUGGCGGUCGUGGCUCCAGAAUCCGAACCACGUCAACGCGGUCGCGCGGAAGGCGGCCGGCGAGGUCAAGAAGAAGCGGCGUAAGUAGUGAUGUGAAUUAUGUAACGAAGGAUUAUGUACCCCAGGGAAGGAGAC